Messenger RNA from Phyllopteryx taeniolatus (common seadragon), 10866 nucleotides. It is a transcript of the gene lrp8, whose product is annotated as low density lipoprotein receptor-related protein 8, apolipoprotein e receptor. Bases 175 to 3201 code for a protein of 1008 amino acids. The transcript is spliced from 18 exons. Gene Ontology annotation, molecular function: protein binding; calcium ion binding. The record is from RefSeq and is a predicted model, not a curated record. NCBI's taxonomy places the organism in Eukaryota, Metazoa, Chordata, Actinopteri, Syngnathiformes, Syngnathidae.
AAACGUCACGGAUUCAAACGGCAGCCGAGGCAGAGGCAGGGAAAGCAGCCGAGCGGUUCACACGCGUUUACACGGGCUGAGGUUGAGAGGGAGCUUGAACAUCAGACACAUCGACAUCUGCGGGGGUCACUCGGCGGGGUUUCUAUUGCAUGAGCGCAACCCGCGGACUUAAAGAUGUGGAAAGAAGUCGGCAAGCUCCUACUGUUUCAUUUGCUGAUUAUGGAGCUCCAUCGCGCGAAAGGGAUUCACACAGAAUCGCAGUGUGAAACUGGGCAGUUUAAGUGCAGCAAUGGAAGGUGCAUCCCAACCCUUUGGAGAUGUGAUGAUGACGAUGACUGCUCGGACAACAGCGACGAGGAGAACUGUCCAAAGAAGACAUGUGCAACCACAGAUUUUGCCUGCAAGAAUGGACAGUGUGUUCCUGCUAGGUGGCGCUGCGACGGGGAGCAGGAGUGUGCAGAUGGUUCGGAUGAGGCUGACGCAAUCUGCAGCCGGCAAACCUGUCCACCAGAGAAGUUUGACUGUGGUGGGAUGGCCACCAAAUGCGUCUCGUUGUCAUGGCGAUGUGAUGGCGAAAGAGACUGUGAGAAUGGGGCAGAUGAAGAACACUGUGCUGCUGAUGCCAACGCCUGCCCGUCCAAGGAUUUUCAAUGCGGUAACGGGAAGUGUAUAGCACCCAUCUUCAUCUGUGACGGCGACGAUGACUGUGGCGAUGCCAGUGAUGAAGAGAAGUGCUCAACUCCCACCUGCGGCCAGCACGAGUUCCACUGCAAUGACUCUGAGUGUAUUCCAGCACUGUGGAGUUGUGAUGGGGAUCCUGACUGUAAAGAUAAGUCAGAUGAAUCUAUGGAGCGCUGUAGUCGGAGGACUGAGCCCCAGAAACCACGAUGCAUGGUGAGCGAGUUCCAGUGCGGGAGUGGAGAGUGUGUCCGCAUAAACUGGAAAUGUGAUGGAGAUGCCGACUGCAAGGACAAAUCCGAUGAGGCAAACUGUCCUCUGCUUACAUGUCGGCCUGAUGAGUUCCAGUGUGGCGAUGGCUCCUGCAUCCAUGGCACCAAACAGUGUAAUAAAGUCCAUGACUGCCCAGACUACAGUGAUGAAGCUGGUUGUGUCAAUGUUACGAAGUGUGACGGGACUAGACACUUCCGCUGUAAGAAUGGAGAAUGUAUUGACAGCAGCAAGGUGUGUGACAAUGUAAAAGACUGCAAGGACUGGUCUGAUGAACCUGUGAAAGAAUGUGGCCUGAAUGAGUGUUCAGACAACAAUGGUGGCUGCUCCCACAUCUGCAGGGACCAAAGGAUUGGCUUUACGUGUGACUGCCCCUCUGGAUACAAACUUCUGGACAAAAAGACUUGUGGCGACAUAGAUGAAUGUGAGAACCCAGAUGCUUGCAGUCAGAUCUGCAUAAACUACAAAGGGGAUUAUAAGUGUGAAUGCUAUGAAGGUUACGAGAUGGAUCCUGCCUCCAAGACCUGCAAAGCUGUGGGAAAGAGUCCGUAUUUGAUGUUCACCAACCGACAUGAGAUCCGUCGCAUUGAUCUGCUGAAAAGUGAAUACACACAAGUAGUUCCUACACUGAAGAAUGCGGUGGCACUGGAUGUUGAUGUGGCCACCAAUAAGAUGUUCUGGAGUGAUCUAUAUCAUCAUAAAAUAUACAGUGCUUACAUCAACAAAGCCAACGACUCUUCGCAGCAGCUCACGCUCAUCGAGGCGCUCCAGUCCCCCGAGGGCCUGGCUGUUGACUGGGUUCACAAGAACAUCUACUGGACCGACUCUGGCAGCAAGAGCAUCUCUGUGGCCACGGGGGAUGGCCGCAAGAGAAAAAUGCUCAUAGAAACAGAGCUGAGCGAGCCACGGGCCAUCGCAGUUGACCCACACCAAGGGUUUAUGUACUGGUCAGACUGGGGAGAUCAGGCCAAGAUUGAGAAGGCUGGGAUGAAUGGAGUGGAUCGGCAGGUUCUGGUAUCAGAGCACAUUGAAUGGCCCAACGGAAUAACUUUAGACUUGUCCAAUAGGCGUCUCUACUGGGUGGAUUCCAAGCUACACCUGCUGUCCAGUGUGGAUUUGAAUGGAGACAACCGCAGAGUCUUGCUGUCUUCCCAUCACCACCUGGGACACCCCUUUGCCCUCACUGUUUUUCAGGAUCGCGUAUACUGGACCGACUUGGAGAACGAAGCAAUAUAUAGCGCCAACCGCCUGACGGGGAACAAUGUGUCGAAGGUAGCAGAGCACCUCAACAAUCCCCUGGAUCUGGUGGUGUUCCAUGAGCAGAGGCAGCCAAAAGCCCCUGACGCCUGUAACAUGGGGAGUCUUCCAAAUGGUGGCUGUGAGUACCUUUGUUUAAAGGCACCCCAAAUUACAGACCACUCCCCCAAAUAUACGUGUGCCUGUCCGGAUGGAAUGGAGCUGGGACCAGACAUGAGGCGAUGUGUCACAGUCCGAGCAAGAUCAAAAACAACAACAGCAGUUCCUACCAGCACCACCACCACUACUACUACUACUACUACAACCACUACAUCUACCACAACCACCAUGGCGAGCACAACAACAAAAGCCACACUUGUUCCCACCACAACGGUAGCAGCCACAGCCACCACUACUGCUGCCUCUACCACACUCACAACAACAACCAGGCGCCUGGCAACAGCCGAACCCCACCAGAAACCCAGGGGGACCUCCACUGAGCACCCUCGAACACCUGCUGCCACAAGUACACAGACCAGUUUCAGCAGCACCAGUCAGACAUCAACAUCCACGCACACGCCCCUACUGGGCUCAGUGGCCCCAAGCAGCAUUCACAAAGAGAGCAACACCAACCUGUCACACAGAGCUGCGGGUGAUCACUACCUUAUAGGCAACAACAUCACAGUUGCUGUCUUGGGGAUAGUCAUUCCUAUCGUCCCUAUCCUUGCCACAGUGGUCAUCGGGCUACUUUGCAUCGGCGCCUACCUGGUGUGGCGCAACUGGCGGCGCAAGAACACCAAGAGCAUGAACUUCGACAACCCUGUUUACCGCAAGACCACGGAGGACGACGACGAUGAAAUCCAUAUCGGUCGUCACAGCGAGUCCAUUGGACACGUCUACCCAGCAGUGAGUGGCAGCCAUAGUCAGCCAUUCAUAGCGCUUCCUCUAGGGAGCGGCGUCAGCGACAGCAACUCUCACUGGUACUCGGGGGCGCCAAUGCUCUCCAGUGGCAAAUGAGAAAAGAACCUUCUGAGGAGGCGUGGGAGUCAGAAAAGCCUACUUGUUGGUGAAAGAGAAGCAGGCCUGCACAUACCAACAUACUCACACAUCAUGUUUUUGCAGUAACCACUGAAAACGCCAAACACUUGAAGCCCUACACCAUGUUACCAUUCCUCUUUUGAUCAUGCUCAUAUAGUAUAAACAUUUGAUCAAUGAUUCAUCCUUUGACAUCAUAUUGAAUCCCAAUUUUUGUACUUUGUCAUUUUUCUAGUUGUUUAAGUGUUUCGUCAGAAAGACAUGAUAAUGUCGUUAUUGUCAAGGUCCUAUGUUAAAAAAAUAGACUCACACAUAUCGCCUGUUUUAAGAAGCUGCUGGUUUUAGUUCCGGAGCAAACUGGAAUCCUCAUCACACAGCACAGGUAUGAUAACAAUUGUUAAUAUCACUGAAGAUCCCUUGUUUAUGUGGUGGUACCAACUUGUAAUUCAUUGGUAGGAAUAUUUUGAGUUCUAGAGACAGCUGACAGGACAGCACAGUAGUUCACAUUUUUAGAGUAAAUUGUUUCAUGUGAACUUUAUUUCCUACUACUUAAAUGAAAUUGGGAGCCAACCAAGAGCAAUUUAAAAAGUAUACAUUUUGGUGGCGGCGCAGCGAUCAGGUGGUUUGCAUAUCCGCCUCACAGUUCAGAGAUUUUGGGUUCAAAUCCAGGCUCCGGCCUUCCUGUGUGGAGUUCACAUGUUUUCCCUGUGCCUGCGUGGGUUUUCUCCAGGUACUCCGGUUUCCUCCCACAUUCCCAAAAAUGUGGAUGGUAGGUUAAUUGAAGGACUCUAAAAUUGCUCGUAGCUGUGAAUGUGAGUGCAAAUGGUUGUUUGUUGAUAUGUGCCCUGUGAUUGGCUGGCGACCAGUUCAGGGUGUACCCCGCCUCCUGCCCGAUGAUAGCUGGGAUAGGCUCCAGCAUGCCCGCGACCCUAGUGAGGAAAAGCAGUUAAGAGAAUGAAUGGAUGGAUAUUUUAAUUUUUAGUUUUAUUUUCUGGGAGCAAUGUAUUGCCCUUAAGAUACCACUGGUGCAGGUGCAACAUUGUGGCUUGAGGCCACAAAAUCAAGAGUCAACCACAGCUGUGAGUUGCAUUCAACCCCUUAAAGGGGAACAGAAAAGGUGGCGACUGAAGUCGCUGUAAGGACAUUCCUUCCAUAUCAUGUGUUGUUGUCAGAGUAGCAGAGCAUCCAGUGAAGGGCAGCCAAAAAAGAAUAUGGGGGAUGGGAGUUGAGCGCUCUGAUCAGCUGGCACGGCAACACUGAUUUCUUUGUCACUCCAGCAAGGAAGGAGACUGGCAUGAUGACAGAUAAGUGCACAAAUUACUAUAUUUUUAAUGUACUAAAAAUCCCAUUUGGCAAGGAAGUAGCACAUAGGUUAGCAUUUUUUGUUGGUGUUGUCAUUUACCCAAAUAUUGUCCUACUCUCAUGUGGCUCUAUGAGAGCCAGAGAGAGAUCCGGCUGGCUUUUUGUGGGCCAAACAUUUGCAGCCAAAGGCAUGCAGCCUGUAUGCCUUUGCCUAAGAGCCAGAAAAGGGAAAAGACAAGGAGGUCAGGGUAGGAGGAGGAGGUGAAAAUUAUAAACAAAUAGCUGAAGCCUUUUUUUCUAUUUUGCGUUGUUGUGUUUGUCCAUCAUGCCACUGUCUAGUGUUUUGUUUAGAUGUUUUGUUUUUCCCCUUUUAACUUUUUUUUUUUUUAUCUGCUGUUUUCAGCGAGUGGCACUCAGUCUGGAGGACGAUGGCUAUCCCUGAAGGAGGGAUGAAGCCUCUCCCUUCAUUCCCACCUUGGCCCCUCCCCCCUCCUCAUCCCAACCUCCUCAAUAAGGUCGACACUCCUCCUUUUGCCUCCCUUGAAGGAGCAGAGGUGAUUCAUACAAUCAAUAUUCCCCAACUUUCUCUGAUAGUGCUCUCAUUGUAGUAACAAUACUACCACCAGUAGCUGCUACUACAUUUAAUUCUAUCGCAUAGGAGCCUAUGCUCUUCCCAUUUCUUCUUGCUCUCUCUCUCUCUCUCGGCCUCCUGGUAGUCCUAGUGAACACUUACAUGCUGCUCUGUGAUAUUUGUCAAACUAACCUUAUUGAGUAGUAUUCAGUGCCAGAGCAGCAAGCAUAAUUCUUAAUUUAUCAUAUUCGUGUUUACUCUAUGUAAAUAUGUUACCGCUAUCUAUCAUUGCACAGCUGAAGACAGAUUUCAACUCAGUUCAAUUGAUAUACAGUAGUUGGCAAAGACUAUUAUGCCCCUUAGGUGUUAUUUGAAAAGGCGGACAUUUUUUAUUUAUUUUGUAUUAUUUUUCACUCUUCAGCCCUCCAUGUCUGCCCCUUCGCGUACAGUACUGAGGUAGCAAAGCGUAACAUCAUAAUGAAGAAAUCAGUCUCUGAACCCGAGGAUGUGUGUGUGUGUGUGUUGGGGGGACUUGAGUUAGGGUGUGGAAUCAUUUAGAGGUGAUUUGAGGGUGAAAGAGUAAGAAAUUAGCUUUUUAUGUGAAUAUGAGGAUUUGUGCCACCGGAAAGUUGAGCUUCAAGGCAAAAAGCAGCAAGGCAGAAAAGAGCAUUAUGAGUAAUCCUCUGUGUUGGCAUCAGAGUUACGCACAAUGAACAAUGAACUAGGGGCUGUUUGUUUAUUCUCAGUCAGGGUGUUGUAGACUUUUUGUUUCCUUGUCUUUGCUGCUCCUAUUAUAGAUGAUGGUUAGCGCCUGAAGGCAGAUAAGAUCAUGAUCCAAUUUUAAAUAAAUAAUGUGAAAUUCUCACAUCAUGGGGUCACAGAUUCAGAUAUGAUAGAAUGAAUGAAUACAUGAAGACAAUUAUAUUACAGUGAAAGCUGGAUUAAGUUAUUGUACUUUAUAGAGCCCAAAACAUCCAUCCAUCUCAGUAGCUGUGUACAUGUCCAUGUUCCCCCUUGAAGAGGCAAAGAUGAUAUGGAAUGAAUUUAAUAACUUAACAAGAUCUGUGGGCUUUAUUAUUAAUCAUUAUUAAUCACUAGAACCACGAGGAAAAUUGUGAUGAUGAUGAAAAAUCCAUUCUAUAUAGAGAGAGAGAGAAUAUAUAUAUAUAUAUAUAGAGAGAGAGAGAGAGAGAGCCUGUAUUUAACGGACCAAUAGGGGGCAGGGAUCGUCCGUUAAAGCUGUUAGUCCGUUCAUUUUUUUUGUGGCCUGAAAACACCCAGUACAGAACAAAAUUAUUGUAAAUAAAUGUUAAAAAAGCUUGAAAAUGUUUGAACGUUUAUCCUAACUUACCUUUAAAUAUGGCUGCGAUUAUGUAAUUCUACCGGGAAAAUUGCGUGAUUGCUGGUGCUUGGGAGGUGUGGUAAUAGCAUGCAGCUGGUGGGUGAAACUUGUGGUGAUGGCGAGUCGAGGGUCGCUUUCAUGAGCCACGAGGUUAGUGCGCUUCCUUUUCCGACCUCCGUUACGAUUGGAUGCAAGGGGUGUCAAACUUGAAUUGGGACAAAAUAAAAAAUUGGGACAAAGUCGGGGGCGAAACUCAAUAUUUAUUAAAAAUUUAAUGGAAUUGUGCAUGUUUUGCCUUCCUUCCAGAUAUGUAAUAUCUAAUCUUAUCAUUUGAAAACCAACUUAAACUUCAACUAUAAAUCUGGAAUAAGCAAACUUGAAUAUUAUAAACACAGACGAAAUCAAAUUUGCCAAGACACAUCAGGGAUAUGUAAAUAGGUCAAAUAAAAUUCUAUUGUCUUCUCUAUCUGUAGUGGAGUUUAUUUUUAAUGGAAAUCUUUUUUCAAAGGCCAACAAACGGAACAAAAAAUGAAUCAAUGAAAAUUCAACCUUAAAACUAUUAAACAUCCCUACUUUGGAGUAGAAAAAGUGCAUGAAGAAACAUUCAUUCAAGCUAUGUUAUAUACCAGGGGUGUCAAAGUCAUUUUUGCUGCGGGCCACAUCGUAGUUAUGGUUUCCCUCGGAGGGUCGUCAUGAGCGCGAACGCAUAUACAGUAAAUGUACAAUUGCCUCAUGUUAUUACAUAUACACAAAAAAAUCGAUGAAUAUAUUUGAAACCAGAAGCCAGUACAAAGUUGUUAAUGCAGUUUAUUUUGAAAUGGGGAUUGGUAACAAAAAUGUUUGCAAUCAACAUUCUAUAAAAGGGAAGACGAUUUGCAAUGUUGUCAUUUUGGCAAGAAACAUGAAGUCGACGCACUUGAUUUGCUUUCGCGGGCCGCAUAAAUUGAUGUGGCGGGCCGGAUGAGUUUGACACCUGUGUUAUAUACUUCCGUUACAGCAACAUUGACUCCGCACACAAGACAAAUAGAUCUGUUAUUUAUUUUUGUGAACAGAUAAUCUGUCUUGAAAGCUCCUUUUUUCCAUCUUUCGUUUGGCCAUUUUUGGGAAGGGAGAUGUAAAUUUGCCCGAGGAGACUGACUGCAACAGAAAAGGAUUUGUAGUAUUAGUGGUGCAUGCGCUAUAUAUAGGUAGGCCAGCUCUAAUACACAUUUGAUAUGCUAUCGGGCCAAAUCCAAAUUACAUCUGUCCCGUAUGCCUGAGUUUGACAUAUAGGCCAUAGAAAGGGGCUGUACUAAAAACAACUGUUUACCAUACCAAAAUCAGUAUAGCAUGUUCGAGAGAUGUGUACACGACAAGCACUUGAAUCAACAACAGCCAUAGAUAUGAAAAGGUAGAGAUGACACGCCCCUUUUGAGCUGGGUGCCUACGGCAACGCUAAACUAAUGUCCAGUAAACAACAGCGGCCAAUUCUGGAAAUAACAUCAUCUAUAUGCCACAAAGGGGAAUUUUCAGUUCCAACUGGACACUAGUUUUUGUCCGUUAAAUCCAAAGUCCAUACUAUCUGGGUCCGUUAAAUCGAGGUUCCAUUGUCUUGAGAGGACAUUUACGAUUUUGAGUCAUUGAAAUGAGCGAUCUAUAGUGUUAAUGUAUCAAUGCAACUUACUUAACGGCAAUGUUUUAUUUGAUCGAUAGAUUCUUUAUUCAUCUUGUGAAUAAGAAUAUUAGAGGAGUACAAGUCAAUUUCAAAUACAUAUGAGAAAGGGAAGGCAUAGUCAAUUGAAGUACAACCUGCUUCUGGUUUCAUAGCCUGAUAUUUACUCCCAGAGAGUAUUUCUUUCAAUUAGCUGCCGUAGUAACAGAAAUCUUACUGAUUGCCUGUUUAGUUUACUGUGUAGUAGGAAAAGAUGAUUACGCUCUCACAGACAGAGAGGGGCAAUGAUUUGAUUUAAACUAGACAGAAGGGAAAAGGGAUGAACAAGUGGAAAGAACAUCUCUUCCUUUUGCUUGCUGCAGCAAUGUUUCAAACUCACUGAAUCAGAUGAAAUGCCCAGGGAAUAUUUCUGUAAUUGCCCGGAUGACUUUCUAAUGGUCAUUCAAUUUAAACUGCUUAUGCAAGUAAACAUGAGAGCUGUUGGUAUGCCUAAUUAACUCUUCUAUCUGGAUGUCUACGAGAUUUGACACUUUAAAGGAUAUGUAUUGUGUAAUUUAUUUAUACUGAAUCAUGCAUUCAACAACACCUAUUGCUGAAUUUUAACUCUGAACAAUAUUGCUAUUGUUAGAUAUUCUGUUGUAUGCCACAAAUAUGUCAUUUACGUGCCACGCCUCUUCUGGAAACAAAGUAGGCCUCGAAGUCACUUAGGCUCAACACGUGUACACCAUAACAUGACUUGCACAAUAUAGUAAUAUCCAAUCGAGGAGCUUUAUCAAAAUGUCUGCUAUAUUGUUCACUUUUGACAGCUGUGUCUAAUUUUUGGUUACCUCAGUUACAUGAACAGCAUUGCAAUACAGUUCUAACUGCAAACUACACCCACACUAAUGAACAUAGUGUAAGACAUUAAUUGGUGCAGCUCUUGUAUUGGAUAUCAUUAUAUUGUGCAAGUGGUCAUAAUGUUGAGGCUGGUCGACGCAAACUAUUCAAUCAUAGUAGUUGUUACUUUUUUCUUGGUUAGUUAACCGCUUGGGGGGGAAGGAGUCAAAUUACUUAAAACCGUUUAAGACGGUGGAGUCGGAUUCAGACUGAACUAUAGUAACAGUAUAUGCACACUGUUGUGUAUUUGUCAGAUGAAUUUGGUUUUAAUUUAAUCACUGCGAGAAAGAUGGUAUGAUCGUUUACACACAUUAGUUAUCAGUGUCUGACUGAAAUAACUGAGAGGAAGGAAUUCUACUCUCACAUUCUGUUAUGUUAUUUGUUAAAAAUUGUAAUUCAAUGGAUCUGAAAGCUGCUUCUGUUGAUGAAACUGGUCUUGGUCCAAAAAUGACCAGUUGCUUGUCCUUCCAGUCUUUGCACUAAAAAGUAGUCUCGAAACAGGCUCUUCCAAAUCUCUCCAGAAGUAGAAAUUAUCACUGCUUACCCAGGUUGUACAGAACGCUUUCUAACAUGUAAAUUAUUAUUUUUUUUGUCUCCACAUCUUCACUGCAUGCAUGCCAUAGCACUAAAAAGUAACACCAGCUACAAGGCUUUAACAUAUUUUUAGUUUCAGUGUUUGUGAUGCUCCAGUUACAUAGUUUCCCCCAAUCUCUUUUGCCAUCCCAUCUUCAUCCUAGCAUCAACAUCUUUUCUUUGCAAGGGCUAUCACUACCCUCAAGGUAGUUGCACACUAGUAAUAAUAAUAAUAAUAAUAAUAAACACUGCUGUGUUCCUUUUCAUUUAAACACAAAAUGACUGGUUUCAAACUGUCAAUGAUGUCAUUGUCCUUCUUUGAACUUUUUUCAGCUGAUCUUAAAAGUAAGCCGAUGGGUUGAAGUUGCCGCACAGAAAUAAGUACAAUUCUAAGGGGUACUGCAAUGAAAAAUUACAACUCCGUAAUAGAUUUCAACAUUAUUGGGGGAAUUGAUUGGGUGGAUAUAAUUGCUAAUACCCUUAUUUAGUCAUCUGGCUCUUCCAGCUGUUUUGAAAUUUUUUUUUAUUUCAUUGUCUACAGAAAAGAAAAAAAAAAGGGGUGGGCCUCCUUCCAUUCCACAGCCACAUAUACAGUAUGGUAGACAUUUUUUAUGCUGUUUGUUGCACAAAAACUUUUCAAGAAGCCUUCUGCACUGUGUAAAAAGAUAAUGCUCUUAGGAGGGGAGGGGGGAAAGGUGAGGCAGUCCAGAAGUACAGUCCAAUGGUUUUGAAUUGUGACUUGUAAAUACUUUUUCAUACAACUUUUUGAUAGUGUUUUAAAUGUAUCUGUAAAAUGUACCUUAAAAAAAUGUACAUAAACCUCUGAAGGGGGGAAAACGAGUGUAGUAUAUAUAAAUUUAUUUGUACACAAGAACACUGGAUUUCUUUACUACUUGAUUGUAACUCAAAUUAAUAAUCUGCCAAAGUGUUUUUAUUUGAUUUUUUUCCUGUUGUCUGUUCCAUUUGUCUGCUUUUUAACAGGACUGCAGAGUUUUAAUUUCAUACUGUAUUUAAUUCUGUUAAAUAGAUUUUGUUGUUGUGUGGGUGUAUUUUUGAAAGGGGUUAUCCUUUUUAAUUUAUUGGUGCCUUGUUUUGUGCUCCUGUAUACUUUUAUCCUCUGUCUUUCUGUGUUCAGUGUCUGUAAGAGGACAGACGGGAUUAACUGGUGGGAUGGUGGGGGGUGGGGGGGGCUGUGGAAGUUAAACCUUAGCAACUUCUGUACUUACAUUGAGUAUCUGUACUGUAUGCCAAAAUGGUCUAACUCACGUUUCUAUGAAAUCAAGCUGUUCAUAAAUAUCUCUAUAUAUUGAUAUAUUAAAUUUGUAAAAACUG